Molecule: messenger RNA, 4011 nt
Organism: Ruditapes philippinarum (Manila clam)
Lineage: Eukaryota; Metazoa; Mollusca; Bivalvia; Venerida; Veneridae
Product: ADP-ribosylation factor 2
Biological process (GO): vesicle-mediated transport; intracellular protein transport
Cellular component (GO): cytoplasm; plasma membrane
Molecular function (GO): GTPase activity; GTP binding
Source: RefSeq, a predicted model, not a curated record
GAUUUACCAAAUGCAAUGAAUGCUGCAGAGAUAACAGAUAAAUUGGGGUUACACAGUUUACGUAACAGAAACUGGUACAUUCAAGCAACAUGUGCUACUAGUGGAGAUGGACUUUAUGAAGGACUUGACUGGAUGUCAAACCAACUAAAAAAUGCUAAAUGAUCAAUAUAUAUUCAUUAAAGCUAUAUGUUUAAUAACUUGUGUAUAUUUUGUUGGAUAAGUCUUGGAGAUAAAUAUCAGAAAUGCAGAAAUAAAUGGAAUUGUUAUAAUGGAUAUAAAAAAAUUCCACAUGUGUAAAUGAGGAUCAUAUAUGUGAAAACUUAUGUUAUGAACUUGUAAAGAAUAUCUUCUGUUUUGUGCUAGUAUUGAGAUUUUCUUAUAAAUAUGAGCCAGGGUUUAAACAAACAUAAAGUGUAAGAAGUUUUUGCUUUUAAUUAUCAUUACAAUUUCAUUUGGUUAAGUUAUAUCUUCAAAUGUAAAAGCUGUAUUGUUUUUUUUUUUCUUCAGCAUAAAUAUAGUUGCUGAAUUAAUAUUAAACAUUAUUAUUUUGUAUGUCAGGAGUUAUAUUGAUAUUUUGAUCUACAGAUUUGACCUUUCUCAGGUCUAGCUGGGUUUUACAUCACUUCAAUAAUUUACGAGUCGAGUGGAUGGACAAACUAGAAAGUUAGGGGUCCAGGCCUAAAGUUUAGGUGUUCAAAAUUAUAUAAACUGAAAAAAGACAAAACAAGACCAUUCAAUUUUGCUCAAAAUGAUUAUGGUUAUAAUGUGUCAUCAUUUUUAGCUUUACUAAAUUACUUUUUUUGGAAAAAAAGAAUAAUGAAAAAAGAGGAAUUGUUACAGUCAUGUUGCCAUUGCUGUGUGCAAACUUUAACCUCGAUCAUAACUUUUUAAGUCCUUAGUGUAUUGUCUUCAUACUUGGCCUCUACCACCUUUGGGACAAGGCCUUCAAGUAGACCUGUCUGGACCUUCAUUCAUAAAUGACCUUUACCUUCAAGGUUGAAUGUUUAAAUUUUACUUGAUUUUUCCUAUUAGUAGCUCAAGAUGAGCUUGUAUGAUCACAGUUUGUUCAUCGUCCGUCAGUGUGUCUGUGCAUCUGUCAUCCUUUUUAUAUACAAAAACUCCUCAGAAACCACUGGGCCAAAUUUGAUGAAAUUUUCCUGGAAUGUUCCUAGCAUGAAGCUCUACUAAAAUUGUUCAAAUGGUUCUGCUCCGUCAGAAGGGCUAAAAAUAGAUUUUUGAAAUGAAAUCUUAAAAGAAAGUGCAAUGUCUAGAGCAUAGAUAUUUUGUGUGUAGCAUUAUCUCAUGAAACUCUACAAAAGUUGUUCAAAUUUUUGAUUUUCCUUACAUGUACAGUCAAACUUGUCGUAUCUGACCUUCCAUUGGACUAUCCAAAAAAUGUCACUACUAAUCCAGGUCAAUAAAAAGUUUGUUUUACUUUAUGAAAGUUUGCAUAUUCUUUGAUUGUUUUGUUUGUUGAACAAUAAUUUGUGUAAUUCAAUUAAUUACAGUAAAGCGUUUUCAAUAAAGAUGUUGACAUGUUUAUUUUAAAAUUAACAUGUUUGUUUAUCAUGUUUAUAAGAUGAAAACCAUGAAAUAUUUGAAAUGUUGAUCUGACAAUGUGGAACAUGAAAUAAAUACUAGUUUAAGUCUUUAAUUUAAUUAAAACAUUUAUAAAAAUCGUGAAAUUACUUGUCUGGUCAUCUUUCAUUUCAUGAAAAUCAAGCAUUAUUUUAUUUUGCACAGAAGUACAAAUGUAGCUCAGAGUCCUUGUCAAAAAGUGAAAUAUCCUAAAAAAAAUUCCCUUAACUCAAUAUGCACUAAAUGAUCCCUCUUGUUAUGACAGCCAACAUCACAGGAACGUAUGUAAUGUUAUAGUGAUGCAGCUCAGAUAUAAGUCAGAGAGCUGUGAAAAUACACGAUAAUUGCUAAUUGACUUGAUUGAUACCUCGAGCGUUGUUGUGUUCAUCAAUGUGUUAAGUGCGAAAAACAUCUUAUUCCAAUUGAUAUUGACCGUGACAAAUGUACAAAAAGUUGUUAAAUAAAGCUAUAUAUGAACUACGGGACGCAAAAUUCAAGGUCGUUAGUUGUCAGAUAGAGUCAUUUAAUUCAGUGACUACAUAGUGAUUAACGUUGGGCGGUCUGAAGUAGGGUCGUAUAUGACAGGAAGUUGUUUAAAUCAAUGAGUUGCUAUGGGAAGUUAGACUAUAUAGUAAAAACUUAAAUAAUCUUUCCUCUUAAUUGACAAAGGUUAGAAGUAAGAUAUUUGGCAAUUACAUAAUUUAAACAAUCUUGGUAGAUGUCCACUACACAAUGUUUCAUGCCAAAUAUCCCCCAACCCCUUGGGGGGUCAUUGAUUUUCAUUAUGUACAUAUAGUAAAACUUAGAAAAUCUGUAAAGUGCAUUGCCUAGAGCUCAAAUAUUUUGUGUGUAUCAUCAUCUCGUGAAGCUCUACAAAAAUUGUUCAAAUUAUAGCCCUGGGGUCAAAAUUGGCCUUGUCCCAGAGGGUCAUUGAUUUUCCUUCUAUGCAUAUAAUUUUUUUUUUAAAAGACCUGAAUUAACAAAGGCUAGAGGACAGAUAUAUGACAUGAAACAUUGUGUAGUGGAUCUCUACCAAGAUUGUACAAAUUAAAGCCCUUGUGUCAAAAUUGGCCCCACCCUGAGGGUCAUUGAUUUUCAUUAUGUACAUAAAGCAAAAAAUUAAAAAAUAUUCUUUUAAAAAAUCAAAUAGCUAGAGUUUACAUAUUAAGCAUGAAAUAUUUUCUAGUGAGUGUCUACCAAGUUUGUUCCAAUAAAAGCCCUGGUGUCAAAAUUGGCCCGCCCGGGGACUCGUUGAUUUUCUUUAUAUUAAAAUAGUCAAAACAAAAAAAGGCUUCUUUUGAAAAACCCAAAGAGAUAGAGCUUAAAUAUUUGGCAUGAAACAUCUUCUAAUGGUUUUGUUCAAAUAAAAGCCCUGGGGUCUAAAGUGGCUUCCCCCAGGGGCUCAUGGAUUUUCUUUAUAUUUAUAUAGUAAAAAACAAAAAAAAAGGCUUCCUUUAAAAAAACGAAACUGAUAGAGCUUAUUUAGCAUGAAACAUCUUCUAGUGUCUACCAUUUUGUUCGAAAAUAAAAAAAGCCCUGGGGUCAAAAUUGGCCCUGCCAAGGGGGUCAUUGAUUUAUUUACAUGCAUAUAGUAAAAACAAACAAAAAAACCUUAAAAAGACCCAAAUAAACAAGAAUUCUGACUCGGGUGAGCGAUUUAGGACCAUCAUGGCCCUCUUGUUCUGUUACUAAACAUAUUUAUGUAUUUUGAUGCAUUCCAAGUUUUACAUCAAAUGAUCAUUGUUACACGGUAUAUUAAUAAGCUUGGUUUAACAAUUUUUUUGUUUAUAUCUCUGUAAAUGUUGUUUUCUUGAAUGGUCUUUCAUCUUUCUCUUGUCCUUUCUUUUUACAGUAAUGAAAUUGAUUUUAAACUAGUAUAAUAUUAUUAUAUUAAUCUCGUUAUAAUACUAGUAAAUGUAUUUGGAAACCUUGAUCCCCCAUGUUUUAUUAUUGUAAAGCCAGUAAAAUUUACUAUUUAUAAGAUUAGAAUAAUUCUCAUAUUCUCAUUAUAUUUCGGGGUUUAUCCCUCUGGAAAUUUUUUUUUUAAGUCAAGCUGUUGUGAUUAAUUUCAAACAAAAUUUGAUCAAAAUAUUGGUAAACAUUUGAAUGAAAUACUUGGUAAACAUUGGAAUGAAAUACUUGGUAAACAUUGGAAUGAAACCCUUGAUUUAAAUUUCUAUAGCCGAAUUCAUAAUUUUUUAGCAAAUGUCUAAAGUUGAGACCUAUAUUUAUUGGCAUUUUAAAUUUUAAAAUCUGGUGUAUUAACAUUAAAUUUCUUGUGACAAAAUUAAUCAUUGUAAGGGUUCAAGUCGUGUUGGCUUAAGGUGGGUUUAUUUUUUUUCAAUAAAAGCAGUGAGUUGAAACUCACUAAAUUCUGUUGUAUAUUAUUUAUUUUCUGAAACUAUUGACAUGAAAUAAAAUUCAGUAAAUGUG